GAGUAACUUCUACCAAAUUCAAAAAAUUUCUAGCCAAGAUGGUCAUUUUCAUCAUUCUCUUUGCCAUCUGGACGUCUUUUGUUGGUGCAAUAGGAAAGUCAUUGCCGGUAGUGGAUCUGGGAUAUUCUGUUAAUCAAGCUACUGUUGAACCAUUGAGAAUACUACAAUUUCUCAAAUAUUCGGUAUGGAGAAGCUCCUGUUGGCCCACUAUGUUUUUCCAGACCAAUCCCACCACGGACUGCCAAUCGAACUAUAAAUACUGGCCAAGAAGCAAGAACAUGUUACCAAGCACAUCCUCUUUGGUUAUCGACGGCAUGGCAAUAUAUUCAUGGGAUUCCGUUGGAGGAGAUAAAGCAAGAGUGGUUCGACAUCAAUAACCCACCUUCGCAUGAUGCCAGUCAAUCCGAAGACUGCUUGUUAUUGGAUGUGAUGGUACCUACUACAAUCUUUGAUAAAGCUGUGAAGGAUGAGCCGUGCGAUGAUGAUCCUGGUGCUCCUGUCCUAGUUUGGAUUGAUGGUGGUGGUUUUACUGGAGGAUACAAGCAUGAAACUAAUCCAGCAGGAUUAAUUGAGAACUCAAUAGUUUUAGGAGAAGAGUUUGUCUAUGUUUCUAUAAACUACAGACUUGGUCUUUAUGGUUUCCUAGGUGGGCCACUCCUGAAAACGGAUGGGAAUGCAAAUGCAGGUCUGCUUGAUCAACGACUAGCAUUAGAGUGGAUCCAGGAGUUCAUUUACUUAUUUGGAGGUGACAGGAACCGAGUAACUAUCAUGGGCGAAUCGGCCGGAGGUGGAUCUAUACUACAUCAAAUAACUGCAUACGGUGGAAUGAGAGGUCCCCCGCCAUUUCAAAAAGCUAUUUUACAAAGUCCAGGUUUUCAACCAAAUCCAGGAAGUUAUGAACAAGAAAGAAUCUCAUAUUAUGUGUUGAAAUAUGCAAGCAGCUUUUCGAAUAGGUCGAUUGCAACUAUUGAUGAUUUACGAACCGUCGAUGCUCGGACAUUGGCUAAAGUCAAUGAUUUCAUCGUUGCAAACUCUCCUUAUGGUCUUUAUACAUUUGGUCCAACUGUUGAUGGAACCUUCGCACCAGCACUCCCUGGUCAGGUCUUAGCGGAUAAGAAUUUUCACACUUCUUUGGCAUUAAUGAUAGGGAGAAAUGAUCAAGAAGGUAUUCUAUUCACUUCACCCUACAUUUCAAGCCAAGCAGGUUAUAUCACCAAUCUCAAGUGGUUCUUUCCAAGGGCUCCUGAAUCGAUAAUUUAUGAUAUCCUAGCACUUUAUCCUGACCAAUUCAAUCGCAAAUACGGUUAUACGAAUGAGAUGUUGCGCGCAGCAGUUACUAGUGCCGAGUCCUGUUUUACAUGCAAUACUAGAUACUUGAAUGCCAAAGUCGGAAACAAAUCCUACGUUUAUUCAUUCAAUGUACCGCCAGCACUGCACGCACAAGAUGUCGGAUAUACAUUUUACAAUGGUCCUGGGAGUGUUACAUGGGAUGGGAAACCUGUAUUUGGAGGUGCGGCACUUUCUCUUCAAGAUUACAUUAUAAAUUUCGUGACUACUGGUACUCCGAAUGGGAGGAGGGUUCCUAAUUUUCCUCUAUAUGGCAGCGAGUCGAAUGUUUUGAGUAUCAACUCAUCGUUUCUGGGAACUAUUUCUGUUGAUACUUUGGUGAGGGGGCAAUGUGAAUGGUGGCAGAAAGCGCUUUACUAUUGAUCACAUUUGUCUUUUCCUUCAUUUAUGACGCACAACAGGAAUUUGAAUCUCGAGGCAUUCAGGCUGAAAAGCGGUUCAUAACUUAAUGAAGACCAUGUGGUACGAAACUGAAAGCUUGAGUUGUAUUGAUUAGAUGUUUCUUUAUUAUUGAUAAAUCAAGGUUAAUCACAAUCA
Molecule: messenger RNA, 1884 nt
Organism: Botrytis cinerea B05.10
Lineage: Eukaryota; Fungi; Ascomycota; Leotiomycetes; Helotiales; Sclerotiniaceae
Exons: 3
Coding region: 430-1710 (426 amino acids)
Source: RefSeq, a predicted model, not a curated record